Messenger RNA from Ilex paraguariensis (yerba mate), 228 nucleotides. The record is from the annotation of a GenBank genome assembly. NCBI's taxonomy places the organism in Eukaryota, Viridiplantae, Streptophyta, Magnoliopsida, Aquifoliales, Aquifoliaceae.
AUGCGAAGGGGUUCAGAUCACCGAUCUUCGGUACGUGUUCAAUCGGAUCCAGCUGGACGCCUGGUUAUUACAGGUCAACCUGAGCAGCCUGAAAAUCCAUGGGGUAUCAGUGCCUUUAAAAAGGUAGUCAGCUUACCUGGAAGAAUUGAUCCUCUUCAGACAUCUGCCGUUGUCAGCCUGCAUGGAAGACUCUUUGUUCGUGUUCCUUUUGAGCAGUCGAAUAUGUAA